CCCGCCGGCGCCCGCGGGUCCGCUCGCCUUCAAGGCCGGUGACUCCAGCCGGGCGGACGGGGACGGCUGGGAGAGAGCACCUGAGGAUACAGAGCUGGCCCUGGACUGCCUUUUCACCCCCAGGUGAUGAGUGAGGUGGGGAGAACGGAAGAUUUCAAAAGCCACCGGGGCCUCCGUAUUGAAUGAAAGACCCAGUGCAAAGGCUUCACCAUGAACACGAGCAUUCCUUAUCAGCAGAAUCCCUACAGUCCCCGGGGCAGCUCCAGCGUCAUCCAGUGCUUCCGAUGCGGAGACACCUGCAAAGGGGAAGUGGUCCGUGUGCACAACAACCACUUCCACAUCAGAUGCUUCACCUGUCAAGUGUGUGGCUGUGGUCUGGCCCAGUCAGGCUUCUUCUUCAAGAACCAGGAGUACAUCUGCACGCAGGACUACCAGCAGCUCUACGGAACCCGCUGUGACAGUUGCCGGGACUUCAUCACAGGCGAGGUCAUCUCUGCCCUGGGCCGCACCUACCACCCCAAGUGCUUUGUGUGCAGCCUGUGCAGGAAGCCUUUCCCCAUCGGAGACAAGGUGACCUUCAGCGGUAAAGAAUGUGUGUGCCAGACCUGCUCUCAGUCCAUGACCAGCAGCAAGCCCAUCAAGAUCCGUGGACCGAGCCACUGUGCUGGAUGCAAGGAAGAGAUCAAGCACGGCCAGUCACUCCUGGCACUGGACAAGCAGUGGCAUGUCAGCUGUUUCAAAUGCCAGACCUGCAGUGUCAUCCUCACCGGGGAGUACAUCAGCAAGGAUGGCGUCCCAUACUGCGAGUCUGACUACCAUUCCCAGUUCGGCAUUAAAUGCGAGACUUGUGACAGAUACAUCAGCGGCAGGGUCUUGGAGGCAGGAGGGAAGCACUACCACCCCACCUGUGCCAGAUGUGUACGCUGCCACCAGAUGUUCACCGAAGGGGAGGAGAUGUACCUCACAGGUUCUGAGGUUUGGCACCCCAUCUGCAAACAGGCAGCCCGAGCAGAAAAGAAAUUAAAGCACAGACGGACUUCUGAAACUUCCAUCUCACCCCCUGGGUCCAGCAUCGGGUCACCCAACCGAGUCAUCUGUGCUAAAGUGGAUAAUGAGAUCCUUAAUUACAAAGACCUGGCAGCUCUUCCCAAGGUUAAAUCCAUCUACGAGGUGCAACGUCCUGACCUCAUUUCCUACGAGCCUCACUCCAGAUACACAUCCGACGAGAUGCUGGAGAGAUGUGGCUAUGGAGAGUCGCUGGGAACAUUAUCUCCCUACUCACAGGACAUCUAUGAGAACCUGGACCUCCGGCAGAGAAGGGCUUCCAGCCCGGGAUACAUCGACUCUCCCACCUACAGCCGGCAGGGCAUGUCUCCCACCUUCUCCCGCUCACCUCACCACUACUACCGCUCAGGGCCCGAGAGUGGCCGGAGCUCUCCAUACCAUAGCCAGUUAGAUGUGAGGUCCUCCACUCCGACCUCUUACCAGGCUCCCAAGCACUUUCACAUCCCAGCUGGAGAAAGUAACAUCUACCGGAAACCCCCGAUCUACAAGCGGCAUGGUGAUCUGUCUACAGCAACUAAGAGCAAAACAAGUGAAGACAUCAGCCAGGCCUCCAAGUACAGUCCAGCCUACUCGCCAGACCCCUACUAUGCUGCUGAGUCUGAGUAUUGGACCUACCAUGGGUCCCCCAAAGUGCCCCGAGCCAGAAGGUUCUCAUCUGGAGGAGAGGAGGAUGACUUUGACCGCAGUAUGCACAAGCUCCAGAGUGGAAUUGGCCGGUUGAUUCUGAAGGAGGAGAUGAAAGCCCGGUCCAGCUCCUAUGCGGAUCCCUGGACCCCUCCGCGGAGCUCCACCAGUAGCCGGGAGGCCUUGCACACAGCUGGCUAUGAUAUGUCCCUCAAUGGCUCCCCUCGUUCGCACUACCUGGCUGACAGCGAUCCCCUCAUCUCCAAAUCUGCCUCCCUGCCUGCAUACAGGAGAAACGGGCUGCACAGGACACCCAGUGCAGACCUCUUCCACUACGACAGCAUGAACGCAGUCAACUGGGGCAUGCGAGAGUACAAGAUCUACCCUUAUGAACUGCUGCUGGUGACCACAAGAGGAAGAAACCGACUACCCAAGGAUGUGGAUCGGACACGCUUAGAACGCCACCUGUCCCAGGAAGAGUUCUACCAAGUCUUUGGCAUGACUAUCUCGGAGUUUGAGCGGCUGGCCCUCUGGAAGAGGAAUGAACUGAAGAAGCAAGCCCGGCUGUUCUAGGCAGAGGCUCUAUACAUAUAGAUGCAUUUGUAUAAAGAUGUAUGUAAAAGCUCUAUCCUGAAGCACGGUAUGAUCCUCUUGUGUAACAGGAUACACUGCCUGCCAUGAGACUUGCUUUUCUGUACUAUCAGGCACACCCAUAUCAUCAAAGUAUUUUUUAUGCUCCUUCUCUUUUCUAAGUGCUGUAGGAUCUGGGAAGGGAUUUGAGGGGACUCUGUCCUUUUACUGGGGAUCUUUUUUAUACUGAAACAUCUGUCCUAACUUGAGUCCCCCAAGAUCCAACUCUCUUUCCUUAAAAGGAGCCUGGGGAAGUCUCUCUACUCUCUGCUUCCUGGCCCUUUUUCAAGUCUCCAGGGCUGAUGCUGACCAUGCAGCUUCUGCACACUAUUGGGCCCCAGAGGGGCCCUCCCGUGGGCAGAUCCACAGCAAUCUCCCCAAAUCACUGAGCUCAUGAACAAUUUUCUCUGCACCCCCAGUUGGGAGCUCAGGGCUCUCUGGGGGUAGGAGUAUGAGCUUCAAAUCCAUUUAUCACACCAGUAGCUGGAAGUGGAUAGGGCCGUGGCCUCUCCUUAGCUCAUCAACUGUCCCCCUCUAUCCUCAGUCCUGACCUCUCCCUUAUCCAGAUCUAGGAUUCAUGGUAGGAAAAAGGAAAAAGGCACUUCCCUUCCCUCCACUGCCUGUAGCUGGCCCCUCUGCCUGGCCUGGACUUGGAGAAGUAGAGGAAGAAAGGAGCUGGAGGGGAGGGAGAGCCCAGCCCCCAGAAGAGGCGAGUCCGUGGACCUACCGGCCCUCCUCUUGCCCUCACUGCUCGCAGCACCUUCUCACCUCCCCGCUUUCUUGGAGAGGCCCAUAACUGCAGCCUGCAAUCUUCAGCCUUAUUACAAUCUCUGUGCCUGAUGAUCUACACACCACAGGGCUAAUGUCCCCACCACAGCACCAACAAAA
Fukomys damarensis (Damara mole-rat) is the source of this 3207-nucleotide messenger RNA. It is a transcript of the gene Ablim3, whose product is annotated as actin binding LIM protein family member 3. Gene Ontology annotation, molecular function: actin filament binding. The record is from RefSeq and is a predicted model, not a curated record. Gene Ontology annotation, biological process: lamellipodium assembly; cilium assembly; cytoskeleton organization. Gene Ontology annotation, cellular component: stress fiber; actin cytoskeleton. The coding region runs from base 211 to 2262 and encodes 683 amino acids. The transcript has 23 exons. NCBI's taxonomy places the organism in Eukaryota, Metazoa, Chordata, Mammalia, Rodentia, Bathyergidae.